GUCGCGUCUAACAAACAGAUGUAACUGGUUUCCUUCACUCUCUUCUCCUCUCCUCAGCCUCUCACAGAAGUCACUGCCAGAAACAUCGAGGCAUCAAACACAGUAUUUAUUUUGGAAACAUAUUAUACCCUUACAUUAAACUAAAUAUGGCUGAUACCGCCGUAGACACGACCACAACCACCGAGAUUUCAGCAAAGGUGAGUUCAUUAAUUUGACUAUACGUUAGCUAACGUUACUAGUUAACGUACUCUUCAGCUGAGCCUGUGUGAACGCCAACUAGCUAACUUUAGCUUUUAUAACCAUGUAAUAACCAAGUAAUUUACGUGAACGUUAGUCACUGUCAAUGACUGGAAAAUAGUAGGUAGCUAUAUUUUACGUCUUUCUCAACUGUUUAGCUAGUUAUUUAGUUGAAUAACUUUUUCGAUAGGUUCAUUAUUUGCUUGUGACUUUGCUAGCUAUGUUAGCCAGCUGGCUGGUUUGCCAUUUAAUUUGCAAGCUAAACUGCUAAAUGUAUAAUUUAUUGCUAGCUAAAUAACGUUAGCUAAACAAUCCCUCAGAAAAUCGAAUGCGCUCGAGCUACACGGUUGAGCGAUGGCGGGAAGGGCAUAAGUCUUUCAGAGCGCGAGCAUGUAGUGUGCGCCCUUAUCAUGUCUGUGGUGAACGGCGACGCAAAUUCCCGAUGCCUUCCAUUGUAUGCACUUUGGCAGUGGUCGGACACGCUCCGUUUGUAAAGAUCUGGGAUAUAAAUAGAAAGCCUACUAUGAUUUAAAAAAAAAAAAACACAUUCUGAACUACAGAAGGGCUGCUUUCAUUGGCGACGAGUAUAUGGACAAAUCGCGUUGGACAUGCAACAAUUGUACCUAUCAGUGAGCUAGCUAAUCAAGGAAAACAUAUUUUCAGGAGCUCAAAGAGAAGAAAGAGGUUGUCGAGGAGAAGGAGAAUGGCAGUGGGGACGCACCAGGCAAUGGAACAGUGAGUUGAAGCUGAAGCUUAUUCCCUCGCGAGCCUCAUGGCCUUUUGUCUCGGCGCCCUCAUCAUGCAGGUGUUGCCAGACUCCGCCCCUACUACUCCCAUGCAUGCUAUCCCACAGCUCUUUGUUUAGUUUGUGAAAUGGCACAGAUGUUUUCUCAAGAGAUCGCAAUUGGCCCUCAUUGCUUUCCCUUCCCCUACUCUCUGGGGAUUAAGUAUAAACUGCAACAUGUGCCCUGUUAUAACUCAGAAGCUUGUUGGCUGUGACUCUUGGGAUAUUAUCGUAACUUUUUUCUGAAGACUAUUCUAAAUUAAAUUACUUGGAUGUCACUGCAUACAAUUUACCCAUAUUUAUAUGACAUAUUACAAAGUUACUCCAAUUAUUUGUUUCCUUCCCUCCAGCACACAAAUGGUGCAGAGAAGAAGACAAAUGGUGCAGAUGAUUCUGAAGAAACCCCUGAGGGUGAGAAGGAAGAGGAGGAUGGUAAGUUCAUGUUUCUCUUUGGACUCACAGCUGAAUUAAAAAAAAAAGUGUGUUUGAUACUUGUGAGGUGUCUGAAGCCCUUGUUUUUGCUUCAUGUAUGAAACUUGUAUGACAUUGAUUGCAGGAGAGGGACAGGAUGCAGCUAAGGAUGCAGAAGAAGCUGCUGAUGAGGGGGUUGACCACCCUGUGAAGUGCCCAGCUGAUGAGGGGGUUGACCACCCUGUGAAGCGCCCAGCUGAUGAGGAGGUUGACCACUCUGUGAAGCGCCCAGCUGAUGAGGAGGUUGACCACCCUGUGAAGCGCCCAGCCGAUGAGGAGGUACGCUUUUGUCAGAUGAUUUUCAAACGCAGUCAAUAUAUUAGCUCAACUGUUACCAUGAGACUCUCUUUAUGACUGUUGCAUAUCUGAUCACUAAGUUCUCUCCCCACUUAAAACGUUUUAAUUUUUUUCAUUCAGGAACAAGUGGAAACAAAAAAACAGAAAACAGAAAACGGUGAAUCAAAGGAAGCUGAAGUGAAGGCAUAG
Coregonus sp. 'balchen' is the source of this 1978-nucleotide messenger RNA. NCBI's taxonomy places the organism in Eukaryota, Metazoa, Chordata, Actinopteri, Salmoniformes, Salmonidae. The record is from the annotation of a GenBank genome assembly.